GCCAGACCGCCUUCUUCCUGGUCACAAGUCGCCGUGCUAUGAUGUUCGUUCCUCGCACCUCAGAACAGACAAAUUUGCGUGUAGCGCUGACUCGAAUGUACCUAAGUUUUUCCGAUUUUAUGCCACUCUAAAAUAGCACUCAAGACACGCAUCACCGACGACGUCAGGCUCGACGUCAUAGCCAGAGAUGCUAUAUAUAAGAGGAAUGCUUGGUUCAAUUUACAUCACUCAUUCCAACCGUCCACAGAACCUAGACGCACGUCUUGUAUCAUCUUUAACCAACCAACAAGCACUAUAUAAGAAUCUACCAAGAUGCGCAUGUGGCCCCGCGGGCACCGGCUGCGCUUGCCCUAAGAAUAAAUGCAACUGCGACAACUGUGUCAACAAGCAACACUCUUCGCAGUGCGAGUGCAAAGGUACCGGUGACAGCUGCGCCUGCAUCAAUCAGCAGCAGGCGUGCGACUGCAAAACGAAGUAGUCGUCUCCUCUCGGCCCAGGAUUUGAAGAAGAUGU
Molecule: messenger RNA, 513 nt
Organism: Suillus paluster
Lineage: Eukaryota; Fungi; Basidiomycota; Agaricomycetes; Boletales; Suillaceae
Exons: 4
Coding region: 188-478 (96 amino acids)
Source: RefSeq, a predicted model, not a curated record